AUUCUAUAUUUUUGUUUAAGUCUGUUUUAAAUUUAAAAUAACAAAACAUGAUAUAGAUAACAAUCAUAUAACUGCAAUAAUAAAUAUGCUUUAGUAGGAGAGUGAAUAACUGUUGCUUCUUGAUUUUAAAAUAAUAUAUUAGAAUUUCUUUUUUUUCCCAAAUUUUUUUUAGGAUUUCACAGAUAUGUUUACACAAAGUUUACAGUGAAAAUCUAUACCAGCCCAUGUGAUAACACUAACUAAAAUGGAAAGACUUUCAGUCGGUUUACACACUAAUCCUGAGCUGAGGCUGUGCCACUAUCAUACUCAUCCAUAUCCAUAGAUAUGUCGUUUUGUUAAGAGAAAAAGAUGCAUUUAUAAUUGUUAAAACUAAUCAUAAUGGCUUUUUAUGGCUUAAAUGAUCACUGUUUAAAGCAGUCCUAUAUAAUCAACUGGAUUUUUAUUUUGUACUCCCAAGCCCAGCAAAUGUUCCUCCUUUGCCAGGGAGUGAAAGACGGCGAAUCCAUGGUUUGGAAUCACCACAAACAAGGCUUCCAAGCAGAACUUGACAAAAUGGCUUGCGCAGCAGACAGCUGCAUACAGUUUACGCGCCACGCUAGUGAUGUCCUUCUCAACCUGAACCGGCUGCGCAGCAGGGACAUCCUCACUGAUGUUACCAUCCUGGUCAACAGACAGCAGUUUCGUGCACACAAGACUGUUCUCAUGGCUUGCAGUGGGCUGUUUUACACUAUCUUUACUGACUCCCACAAGUGCAACCUUAGUGCCAUCAGUCUGGACCCAAAGGUGGACCCUGAGGGCUUUGCCAUCUUGCUGGAGUUCAUGUACACUUCUCGUCUCACACUAAAGGAAAGUCUCAUCAUGUCCAUCAUGAAUACUGCCAUCUAUUUGCAGAUGGACCAUGUUGUGGACACUUGCCACAGAUUUAUCAAAUCCAGUGAUCCGACAUCCAAGCUGCCCAGAGAUGAGUUUUUGGUCAGUCCCUUGGUGUUGCCCCAGGACGUCCAUGCCUAUCGGCCCCAUGAUGUUGUUGACAGUUUGCACAGCCGUUUGGCUCCAUUCAGGGACGGACGGCCCUACGGCACAAACAUGUUCAGCAGUGUCAGCACCCCCAGUAACUACCACCUCUAUGGGCAGUUUCCCAUGCCGGGAUUCCCUUUCCCACUCUGCAAGCUGGCUGAUACCAAAAAUGCUUUUGCCGACCUCUCAAAGAGUGGGAUCCACCACAAACACUGUCCUCCACAUGACAGCACCAACGGAAUCAGGGCAGACUACGCCAGGGCACUUGCAACCGGCUCCUCUGGCAUUAUUCACUCUACCACCUUCGCUUCCAGGGAGAUCGGCAGAGACGACGAGAUGAGGAAGGAGGGCCAUGAGGGCCAACCCAUCGGCCUCAGCUCCAGGAAGCGUGCGUUCCCUGUGUUGACCCUUGAGCACCAGAAAGACUCGAGCAAAGACCAUGCUUCGCAGGCAGAGGACGACCUCAUCCAUCAACAUUAUCCUUUGGGGAUCUCCUCUGCUGGGCGCAAGAGUCUCAUGAGCAGCCCGCAGAGCCCCCUCAAAUCAGACUGCCAGCCCAACUCCCCGACAGAGUCCAGCAGCAGCAAGAACGCCAGCCUCUCCCACAUUGGUGCAGGGCAAGCUAUGCAGGGUACGCCAGACCCAAAGGCUCGCAACUGGAAGAAGUACAAGUUCAUUGUGCUGAACCAGAGCGCAAAAGAGGACGAGGCAGGGCUGAGGGAUCCCGGAUUUCGGUCCCCCCAGCGCCUCGGCAAACAGCCCUACAUUCACCCUGGUGACUCUGAGAGCCUCGACGUUCAAACCACCAGUAAGAACAGCGAUCACAGCGAGGACCUACCUGUGCCACAGGCCAGCCGUCUCAACAACAUCAUUAACAGUGCUCUUGAGGGGUCACUGAGGAACGGUGACGGCCCUCCCCACUACCUGAACCGUCUCGGCUGCUCCACCUGCGGCUCCCAGUCUCCCCAGCACUCCAACGUCUGUCCCAACAACCCCAGGUCACGCCUCUCUGAAGACAUGGCAGAGCUGCACUCAGAAUAUUCCGACUCCAGUUGUGAAAAUGGUACAUUCUUCUGUAAUGAGUGCGACUCCAAGUUUGCCGAUGACGAAUCUCUGAAACAGCACAUGCUCCAAGUCCACAGCGACAAGCCAUACAAGUGUGACCGCUGCCAGGCUGCGUUCCGGUACAAGGGUAACCUCGCCAGCCACAAGACUGUCCACACUGGAGAGAAGCCGUACCGCUGUAAUAUCUGUGGUGCUCAGUUUAACAGACCAGCAAACCUCAAGACUCACACUCGCAUCCACUCAGGAGAGAAGCCAUACAAAUGUGAGACGUGUGGAGCUCGUUUUGUACAGGUUGCUCAUCUACGUGCCCACGUAUUGAUCCAUACCGGUGAGAAGCCAUACCCAUGUGAGAUCUGCGGCACACGCUUCCGUCACCUGCAGACGCUGAAGAGCCACCUGCGCAUCCACACGGGAGAGAAGCCCUACCAUUGUGAAAAAUGCAACUUGCACUUCCGCCACAAGAGCCAGCUGCGGCUGCAUCUCCGACAGAAGCACGGCGCCAUCACCAACACCAAGAUCCAGUACCGCAUGUCCACAGCAGAAAUGCCGACUGACCUGACAAAGGCAUGCUAAGCUAAAAGAGUAGAACGGUCACCUUAACGGCAAUCUUGAUUCUGGCAUUUAAUGGCCCCACCCCCUUCAAACUUGUACAAUCAUCUAAAACGGUAGUGCCACACUGAGUUAUUGAGACAAUUCAAUUGGCUGUGUUUGCCAUUCUAAACGGGUUUCCACUACAUGUGAUCAUAGAGCCACUUAUGGUAUCUUUGUCACUUUAUGAUUUCUAUAUAGAGCUAAAUAUAUAUACAUGUAUGUUGGGAGUGUUUUUAAGCUUUGAAGGUACUGACUAAAGCUUUAUUUUGUUGAGAAGGACGAAAUGUAAACAAUGUGUUUUUGAAAAUACAGUAUUUUAUAUCAGAGAACUUACUUUUCUGAAAGUAUUGACAAUUUUGACAGGUGGUACAUAUAUUUUAAGAAAAAAAAAUGGCUUUGUGGCUAUAUGAAUUUGUCUAGACAUUUUUAAGUGUAUGUACAGACAUGUAUACAUAAAGGGUGGGACGGGUGAGGUGUAUUUGGAUUCAGUCUAAACCGUAUCAGAUGUCUGCUGCUGUCUAACAGUUAUGCAUGAGGUAUUUCUUACCGUUGUCGGGCAGACCACGUAAAUAUUGUGACAUAUUGUGUUCUAUAUGUGAGAUUGCUCUCUGCUGGCAGAGCCAAUCUAGGCGUUGAACUGCAUUUUUGGGUACUGCUUUGUAAUGACCAAGAAAAAAAGAUUCAUUUUGUUUUUUUAAUUUUGCUUCAGAUGUGUUUGUAUAGAUGUGACUUUUGGUUUUGUUCAUUUUUCAUAAGUGAAAGUUUACAGUUCUUGCUGUUUGUUCCCGAUCUUACCGUAAACUCGUGUCAAUGUUGAGCUUUUUGUUUGUAGAUACACUGUGUAUUCAAUGUGCCUUUCUCUACGCCGGCUGAAUUCACCUCCAUUCAGACCAGCUCUAUUAAGGUACAACUCAAGGACAUCACUCGUCCUAAUUCCCAGUGUGGGUGUGUGUGUGUGUGUGUAUAUAUAUAUAUAUAUAUUUCUAAAUACUUCUCUGUAACCUUACAACAUGAAACUUUAUCAUUGUAAAUCUUCAAGACUUGUUUUUGGAUUGGGUUUCUUUUUUUAAACUGCAUUAAAAUUAUUGUACAGUGUUAUAAAUAUAUGAAUGUAAAAUAAAGGUACUGGAUUUCUAUGUAUUGAAA
Messenger RNA from Girardinichthys multiradiatus, 3819 nucleotides. It is a transcript of the gene bcl6aa, whose product is annotated as BCL6A transcription repressor a. NCBI's taxonomy places the organism in Eukaryota, Metazoa, Chordata, Actinopteri, Cyprinodontiformes, Goodeidae. Gene Ontology annotation, cellular component: nucleus. Gene Ontology annotation, biological process: regulation of transcription by RNA polymerase II. The record is from RefSeq and is a predicted model, not a curated record. The transcript has 9 exons. The coding region runs from base 379 to 2655 and encodes 758 amino acids. Gene Ontology annotation, molecular function: DNA-binding transcription factor activity, RNA polymerase II-specific; RNA polymerase II cis-regulatory region sequence-specific DNA binding; protein binding.